Tympanuchus pallidicinctus (lesser prairie-chicken) is the source of this 4175-nucleotide messenger RNA. It is a transcript of the gene SLC35E1, whose product is annotated as solute carrier family 35 member E1. The record is from RefSeq and is a predicted model, not a curated record. The transcript has 6 exons. The coding region runs from base 16 to 1209 and encodes 397 amino acids. Gene Ontology annotation, molecular function: antiporter activity. NCBI's taxonomy places the organism in Eukaryota, Metazoa, Chordata, Aves, Galliformes, Phasianidae. Gene Ontology annotation, cellular component: Golgi apparatus.
GCGGCUCGGGCAGCCAUGGCGGCGGCCCCGCUGGCGGCUCCGGGAGGAGGCGGGGCGGCGGCGGCAGCGGCGGGGGGGGCCGGGAGCCGGAGGGGCCGCGGGCCGGCGCUGCGGGAGGGCGCGCGGGUUUCGGCGCUGUGCUUGGCCUGGUACGGGCUGAGCGCCGGCGGGAACGUGGUCAACAAGCUGCUGCUCGGCGGCUUCCCCCGGCCCGUCACCGUCUCGCUCUUCCACAUCCUGGGGCUGUGCGGACUCCUUCCGCCGCUGCUGCGCGCCUGGCGGGUCCCGCCGGCCGGCCCGGCCCAGCUGCCGCCCCGCGCCUACCCGCGCUACAUCCUGCCGCUCGCCUUCGGCAAAUACUUCGCCUCCGUCUCCGCGCACGUCUCGCUCUGGAGGGUCCCGGUCUCGUACGCGCACACGGUAAAAGCGACGAUGCCAAUAUGGGUGGUUCUUCUUUCGCGGAUCAUUAUGAAGGAGAAGCAGACGACGAAGGUGUACUUAUCUCUUAUUCCCAUAAUAACCGGUGUCCUGUUGGCCACGGUCACUGAGCUGUCCUUUGACAUGUGGGGACUCAUCAGUGCACUUGCUGCUACUCUGUGUUUUUCACUUCAGAAUAUCUUCUCAAAGAAGGUGUUGCGGGAUUCCCGAAUACAUCAUCUUCGGUUGCUGAACAUCCUGGGGUGCCAUGCUGUGUUCUUCAUGAUCCCAACGUGGGUUUUGGUUGAUCUUUCUUCCUUCCUGGUAGAGAAUGACUUGAGCACAAUGUCUCACUGGCCCUGGACCUUGAUGCUGCUCAUAAUCAGUGGGUUCUGUAACUUCGCCCAGAACGUCAUUGCCUUCAGUAUUCUUAACCUGAUCAGCCCACUGAGUUACUCUGUUGCGAACGCCACCAAAAGAAUCAUGGUGAUCACUGUGUCCCUUAUAAUGCUUCGCAAUCCAGUCACCAGCACCAACGUCCUUGGGAUGAUGACAGCUAUCCUAGGGGUCUUCUUAUACAACAAGACAAAAUACGAUGCAAACCAAGAAGCGAAGAAGCAGCUCCUUCCAGUCACAACUGCAGACCUUGUGAACCUGGACCGGCACCGCAGCGCUCCGGAGAAGUCUCAGAAUGGACUGACGGCGUUUGCCCCGCAUGGAGACUAUCAGUACGGCCAGCACAGCCGACAGAGCUGCCCGCCCGCCUACAACUUCAACCGUUUUGAUAUAUAGAAUCCUGACACGCAGGUAGAGACUGUGAUAUUAAAGUGUCCCCAGCAUUAUCAGAAACUUUUAGUACAUCCGUGAAUGUAAAGCCAUUUUAUUGUAAAGUUUUGCAGAAGGGAGGAUGCAUGUGUAGUGAAAGUGGUACAGACCUUCAGCUUCUGCUGAGCAGAUCUUUCAUUGUGAAGCAGCUGGAUUGGACACCGGACCUGAAUGCAGCGUAGCUCUCGUACAGGGAUUCGGAUGAAGUGCAGGUACAACAUUUCAGAGCAAAGCAUCUGCUGUCGCUGCUCCUUUUGGGAGCCUGUCAAUCGGUUACUCUUUUGGCAGCUAAACCCUGGCCAGUACCUCGUUUCCACACUGAUAGUGUCACUUUUAAUUUGUUCUCUACUGUUUUAAGAAUACUUACAUGAAAUUGUCAGGAAAAAAAGGGUGUAAAGCUGGUGAUCAGGAUUUGCCCGCUUGGGAGGAUUGUGUCGGUUGUGGAUAAGGAGCCUGGAGUUCAUCUUGAGCAAAUAUGAAACUUCAUGCGGGUGUUAAUUACCUCCAUGCCAAUGCCUUCAGUUUUUGAUGACAAACCAGAAGUAUUUCUGAAAGAACAGACAGUAGAGAUCCCUUCAAGCGACGCAUUUAAAGCAUAGAGAAACAGUUUUCUCUAAAAUCAUUGUUGUCCCAAACAGUGCAGAUAGCAGAAAUGGAGACUGAGAUCAUCGUUGUUUUCUCAGUAAUGCAGCCCUGUAAACUCAGACAUUUUUCUUCCUUGGCAGUGCAGGAAACCCCUGACAAAUAAAGCAUUUCUAAUAAUGCCUUUUUUUUUGCGUGCUUUACACCUCUUACAAAUCUGUCUUUGGGUCAGGAAUUGAAAGGCUUAAGGUAUUUUUGUCUAAGUUUUAAGCAUAAAUUUUGCUCCCUAAUAUGAUUCACAUUGUAAGAAUGCAUGAACAUGGUUAAUAAUUCUGCAUUGUUUCUCAAAUCCAUCUUUUUGGCCCCUGAUUGCGUUUUUAAGUUUCUUAAUUAGUGGUGCUUGAGCUGCUGUGUGCGUUUUGUCUGACCUCUCCUUUCAGCUGGAAGAAGUGACACGUUGUAUCCUUCUCUGUUCCUGCGACUCCCCUGGCUCAAAUAGUAAAUUCAGAAAGGAAAUACUUAAAUCAGCAGUAAGCAUAGAAUCUGUGGCUCAUAAGAACUGAUUCAGGUGGUAUAAAUGAAGACACCAGGUUCAAGACAAGUGGAUUUCAGUGCAUCAGGCGCCGCAUUUGUGCACGGAAGGAAUGAAACCAGUGGAGUUCUGGUUUCACUGAAUCAGAUUAUUAUUAUUAUUAUUAUUACUGUUACUUGAGGGGAAAAAAAAAAAAACAGGUUUUAGGGGCCUUCUUUUCUUAACAGAAAAGCUGUUGUACAGUGAGAUUUUGAUAGCAUAAGUAUUGUGUUUUUACUGGAGAUUGUCGGGUAGCAGUGACAGAACUUACGGUGUGGUGCUGUACAAACACUCCUUCCGUUUAUUUAUUGCUUUAAAAAUGGCCAUUUCCGUGAUGCGAAAUGAUGAUUUGGCUCCUUUCUGGGUAAUAAAGAAUUUAUUUUUAAGGGCAAAGUCAACCUGAUCUUAUUCUUUUGGCUGACUCUGGAGUUAGUUCUGCAGAUUGCCUUCCAGGAUACAGCCCAAAAGAGGAAAUGGUUCUCCUGAAACUUCAGAGAUGGUUUAAAUAUGCUGCUAAUGUCUGCGGGCAGAACUUCUGGAGUUGCCUAGAGUUGGUUCAGCUCCUUCUAGCUUAGAACUUGGGCUUUUAUUCUAUAAAAUGUGAAUAAAUUAUUUCCUAACCCUGAUUAACAGAAAAGGUUAUGAGGAAAGGCAUGAUUUCAUAGGAAAUUGCUUUGCCUGUUCCAGUAUUAAUUUAUGUGUUAUUAUUUCCUUUUACACGAUGAAGUGCAAAAUGUGUAUUUUUAGGGCUCACUUCCCAAUAUUUAAGUGCUGUUACAAAAAUAGAGAAAGAAUCGUGUGGACUCUGGAUUUGUGUUAGAUUCUGGCUCUGCACAAUUUCAUUUGGUGUGUGAAACAUUUAGGCUGGGAUUUGUAAGGGGGACUGAAUUGUUCAACCGCUUUCAAAGGGAGCCACCUGGAAGCUGUUCGCCUCCUGCAAAUGCUCAGUUGUGUUCUUUGUGCUUCAGUUUCCCUACUUUGGAGGCAUUGAGAUACCAGCAAGGGGUCGCAGCGGGGCCCAAGGAUGUACAGAUGUGAUGUGAGUUCAUCUGUAAAUUUCCUGGUAUGUCUACUGCUGUAACAGGGUCAUGCAGCUUGAAACUGCAAGUUGGAAUAAAACUCCAUGUACUGUAUUCACAGAUCAGAGAUUUCAUUACAUACAUUUUGAAGGCUUGCUUUGCUGAAGAAUAUAACCAGAUCUGUUCUGCAGCUCUUGAUGCGAAGCUUUCAUGCAUGCUCACUGUGGCAGGUCUUUAGAUCAGCUUUUUCUAUCAAGAGCAUGGCAGCAGGGGGAGCUUCCUGCUGAAAAUAACGACAGUUCCAAGUUGCAGUCUGUGCGUGUGCCCUCAGCACGUGUCUGAAACAAAAUUACUGUACUCACAGAGUAGAAGGAGACCCAAAAUGGGGCCCAACAUGUGAAUCUCUGGGCUUUUUCCCUGCAGCCUGCUCCACAGUAUUUGCACCCUUCUAGUUCAGUUCUGUGGUCAACAGGAAUAAUUUGCAUGGGGUACAAUAGGUGAUUAAAACGAGCGAGUGGCUCAUUUGCAAGAGGUGGUUUUUCAGAGUGACCGAAUCCAAGUCCUUGGGCAAUAUUGCCCACAUUCUGAUAAAGAGGUUUCUGAUACUGUUGUAUAUGUAUUUCAAUCUUGGACUGCUGCAAGAUUUUGUUUGGCAAGGUGAAACAUUUGUUUUAACAUGGUUUGUAAAUUAAUGACGUAUUUAACUGUGUACAUAGGUCUGUAGAAAGUGUGGAAACUGGAAUAAAAAGGGCAUAUGGAGA